UGAGCAGAUUGAAAGCUCUCUAGCAGCAAACAAGACUAUUGCUCAGAUUUCAAAAAGAAAGGAUUGAGUAGACAGCUGAGAAGUUUGCUUUUUAGAAAACCUGCAGUCAGAAGGUAUUUUUUGCAGAUUUUAUUAAAUAGAUACUGUAAGUUCAGCAGAGGAAUUAAUCUGCAAAAAUGCAAGUCGUACGUCAGUGUUCAGUGUGCGCCAGCCGCGCUGCUGGAGGACUUCUGAAAGACAUUUCUCUGCUGCGGACCAACAAGAGCGUGCUCAGGAGAGGAGCAGCAUGCACUCGCUUCCUGAGUGGUUCUGAGAGCAGCAGGCCUGGAGUGCAGAAGUUGGGGGAGAGGACGAACGCUGCACACAUGAGCAUGGCAUCUUUGAGUGUUGCCCAUAGGCUCUGUGUUGUCCCCUUUUCACAGCAAGUGGAAAAUCUUUCUCAUGGCUCCCUGAUCAAAAGAGCCGCCACCGUGGUCACAGACAGUUCAAGUACCUUCCUCUCCCAGACCACCUUGGCUCUCAUAGAUGCUCUUACUGACUACUCAAAGGCUGUGCACUCACGCAUUGCUUUCCAAAGACAAUAUCUCCUCACGCUGGGGAAAGUGAGCCCCUCUGAAGAGGAGUCACUGCAGCAGGCUAUCAAGAGCUGGCGUGCAGAGGCCAGCGAGAGACUGGAUGAAUGCAAACGUUGCGAAUCGACCUGGAUCAACGCUGUCAACCUGUGUAAAAUGGCAGCCGAGGCAGCUUGCGCUUCAGGAGCCGAGCAGGCGUCCAUCUCAGUGACAGCAAACCUCCAAGUGGCCCAGUCGCAGGUGGAAGAGGCGCGCAAACUGUCGGCAGGCGCAGACAAGAAGCUGGCCGAGACUAAAGUAGAAGAGAUCCAGAGAAUGGCGGAGUAUACGUCCUUUCUGGAGGACAGCGAAGAGCAUGAGGUGCACGAGGCUUAUCUACGAGAGGACUAAGACAAAGAGAGACACUGGAAAACUCAAAACAAAAAAAAAAUGCUUGUCAGUGUGAUACUGAUUUUACAAUGACAUGGAUUCCCCUUUGAAAACGUUCUACAGUGUUUGAUUUCCUAGAAUGGCUUCUUUUAUGAGAUGAUCACGUUUGUAUUUAAACCAAACAGUAAAGAAUCGAAUAAGAAUUUAGAUUUACUUUUGACUAAAUCAUUAUUUAAAACUAUUUAUUUGAUUGGUGAAUGUCAGAAAAAUCAUAGAUAUCCUGUGCAUUGCUAUAUAUUGUUCUUAUCCACCUCGCUGGAUCACAAGUAUGUCGUACGUUUUUUUAUAUAUAUAUAUAUGUAAAAUUAUUUCCGUGCAAAUAAUAAAAUAAAUCUAUUUGUAUUUGCCUAAA
This is a messenger RNA of Mugil cephalus (flathead mullet), 1353 nucleotides long. RefSeq names its product diablo IAP-binding mitochondrial protein-like. Gene Ontology annotation, biological process: intrinsic apoptotic signaling pathway in response to oxidative stress; neuron apoptotic process. Lineage: Eukaryota; Metazoa; Chordata; Actinopteri; Mugiliformes; Mugilidae. The record is from RefSeq and is a predicted model, not a curated record. Bases 177 to 962 code for a protein of 261 amino acids. The transcript has 6 exons. Gene Ontology annotation, cellular component: mitochondrion.